CAACUUACCAGGCAACGAGUUGACGUCCUGUCACAGAAAAACUAAAGUUAAUUUUGUUAUGGAAUUUUAUGGAUGGGCGACAUAACAAAAUGAGUCGUUCAAGUGUUCAUGCCUGGAAGCCACGAUGUCCGUAGUUUUAGAUGCUUCGGGUAAACUAUGCACUUCAAAUGUUGACAACGCUGUAUUUCACGCGGUGCAUGCCCAUGUCCCCUGCGGGGCUCCGUAGUAACUAUACACACACAAUACAUACAAAAAACGGAAUACCGUAAAUGAAUGCUGGGAAAAGUAGUUUUACACCUACACUUCCCGGUAUGUCCUCUGGCGAGAGGUUGCAUCUGAAGUUGUUUGACAGGUGACGUAUUGACAUAGUGAAUGCUGAUACAAGGCAGACGCCGCCUGUGAAGGUCGCAAUUAAUUCUGAGCCAAAUUCCCAUCCUCGAGCACCGUCGAUCCUAGGUAUUACGUCUUCUUUCUGCUGAUCCUAAGCGCUCUUCUACCACUCUGCUGCUGCUGCAUAACACAAUGUCAUCAGAAAACAGCACAACACCAGGGGCACUGAUCUCCUACCCCCGCCCCCGGGACAUCACAUCCAUAAUCACAUCAAAAAGUUAUGGGCUUAAGGAAGAUCCCUGAUUGCAGCUAUGAGGAAAUUUUGGACCAGAGUGGGUAUCGUCGGCUCCGUGUCCAUCGUCUUUGGUUCCCUGCUGUGGUUGAAGCAGAAGAGCAAGAACUCUGUGUACGAGCUGAAGCUGGUUCAAGUCCUGUUUCGACACGGCGCACGAACACCGCUUAAAUCGAUACCGGAUGUGAUGGAGGUGCAAUGGGUGCCCACCCUGUUGGAGCCCCCCGCCCACACGCACAUGAACUAUGUGGUGACAGAUCUUUACGGUGGGCCCAGACCCCCAGCAAUGUUGGAGGACAGCUACAGGAAAAAGACGCUGAGCGGCGGCGUGUUCCCGGGUCAGCUGACCACUUUGGGCAUGCAGCAGCUGUACGAGCUGGGCAAGAGGCUGAGGAGGAGGUACAUCGAGGAGCGUCCCUUCCUCAGCGCCACCUUCAGCCCGACUGAGGUCUAUGUGCGCUCCACCAACAUUAUCAGGACUAUUGAAUCCGCCAAGUGCUUGGUUGCAGGCCUCUUCCAGCAAAAACAAAAAGAAGUAGUUCCCAUAUUGACAACGGCAGCUGAAUCGGAAAUCCUCUACCCCAACUACCACUCAUGCAAGCUGCUCAGAAUGCUCGGCAGCCGCCGCUUGGCAGAGUCGUCCAACCUUCCAGACAUCGCAGCAGAUCUCAAGAGCAUCCAGAGUGAGCUGGGCAUCGCCGCCCGCCCUGAUGUCGACUUCAUCCUUAUCAGGGACGACAUGGUUGCCAGAGAGGCACACGGUCUGCCCUGUCCUCCUGCAUUGACCACGUGGAGAAGCACAGUGGAGCAGAGAGCUGUAGACAUGAUGUGUCACGUCUAUGAACCCAGCAAGAGGGAGAGCUUGCAGCUGUGUGUGGGACCACUGUUGCACACCUUUUUGUUGAACAUAGAAGAGAAGCUACAAGGUGCAUCGACGGAGCCUAACAGGAAGUUGUUCUUGUACUCCGCCCACGACACCACUUUGAUCCCGUGCCUGAUGGCUCUGGGCAUUUUCGACAUGCAAUGGCCGCCGUACGCCGCCGACCUCACGCUAGAGCUUCAUCAGCAUCAACACACCAAGGAGGCUUUUGUCAAAGUGUCCUACAAAGGCCAGGAUCAACUUGUACCAGGAUGCAGUGGACUCUACUGCCCCCUGCAGGAAUUCAAACAGGUGCUUUCAGCACAUUCGCUCAACUCUGAACUCUACCAGUCGCUUUGCAACAACACUUAAGCGUGCUCCAUCAUGGCUUCUUAUGUUUCUUCUGGGAAUCGCUGUGGAGAUGAUGUACAUCAUAGUGGGCCUGGGCAAAUCAUUGUUCCAUCCUUCCAACGUCACACACGCUUUUGUUGGCCAAACGAAAUGUCACCUCACUCUUCAGGGAAACACUUAAUAUUCAUAUUUUAUACACCGUCUCAUGUUUAUAGCAAGCGAGGGUGUGCAAAAUAAAGUUAAUUUAAGCACCAAGUCAACUACUGCUUUGUGCUUUCUAGUAGUACUUGUACAAGUAGUAUUUCAUCAUAGUUUACUGCAAUAAUGUUUUUGGGUUCGACAUUUUAAUAUAAACUCUGAGUGUUCUUUGAAGGGAUAUCAAAUAAAGUGGCAUGUUGGCCACACAGAAUUCUGGAAGAUCUGCGCUUGAAUCUCUGUUGGGCA
Dunckerocampus dactyliophorus (ringed pipefish) is the source of this 2276-nucleotide messenger RNA. RefSeq names its product acid phosphatase 6, lysophosphatidic (gene acp6). The transcript is spliced from 13 exons. The record is from RefSeq and is a predicted model, not a curated record. Lineage: Eukaryota; Metazoa; Chordata; Actinopteri; Syngnathiformes; Syngnathidae. Gene Ontology annotation, biological process: dephosphorylation. Bases 642 to 1853 code for a protein of 403 amino acids. Gene Ontology annotation, molecular function: phosphatase activity.